UUAACGUUGUGUUUAAAAAAGCAAACUGUUUCCAAAUCCGCGCCUUGAGAAUCCACUGUAUCCGUCUUGGAGAGUGGUACUGCACGGCCGAGGCGUAACAUUUUGAAAGGUUGUGUUCAGUAGACAGCCACAGAAAGCAGGAGUCCGUUAAGUAGGUUUAAAGAAACAAACCGCGGUUUCUAAAGUGGAGAAUAAAACAUCUGAAAAGUUUUAUUUUCGAAGGAACCAUUGGAGUACAUUGUGAGCAGCAAGAAGCCAUUCAACUCCGACCUCCGAUGCUAAGGCUCAAUGGCAUAAAGCCUGUCCUCCGAUACAGCUGGACCCUUGGGAGAACUGCCUAGGAGAUCACGACUCUGACGCCCCGCUGCUAAUUUCCACAGCCUGAGGGGAACCAGGAAGCAGCCGGCAGGAGCCAUGCCUGCCCUGGCUACCGGAGCUGGCCACGAGCCAGGUCUGUACGAGCUGCUGGCGGCUCUGCCCUCCCAGCUGCAGCCCCAUGUCAGCCGCCCUGAGGACAACAUCUUCCUCCAGGACAUGUUUGGGGAGAGAAGCCUCCACUCGCUGGUCAAGAUCCAUGAACAGCUGCAGCACUACGAAGAAAGCAAGCCCGUCCCUGUCCUUGACAGCGCUGCAGCUUUGGCCCAUGAAUUGUCUGAGGAGCUGGAAGGGAAAUCAGCCAACGGAGAAAUCAAAGAACUUCUCAAACUCCUGGCCAAACCCCAUGUGAAGAGCCUUCUUUCGGUCCAUGACACUAUCGCCCAGAAGAGUUACGACCCCGAACUACCUCCGCUGCCUGAAGAUAUUGACGACGAUGAGGAUUCUGUGAAAAUCAUAAGACUGGUCAAAAACAAGGAACCUCUCGGAGCAACGAUAAGGCGUGACGAUCACACAGGAGCCAUCCUCGUGGCCCGGAUCAUGAGAGGAGGGGCAGCCGACAGAAGUGGACUGAUUCACGUAGGAGAUGAACUGAAGGAGGUCAAUGGAAUCCCUGUGGAUGACAAGAAACCAGAGGAAAUCAUUCGUAUUCUGGCCCAGUCGCAAGGAGCCAUUACCUUUAAAGUUGUCCCAUGCGUCAAGGAGGAUGCGCCAACCAAGGAGCAAAAAGUAUUUGUGAAGGCGUUCUUUGACUACGACCCUAACGAGGACAAAGCUAUCCCAUGUAAAGAGGCUGGACUGGCCUUCAAGAAGGGCUCUAUCCUUCAGAUCAUGAGCCAAGAUGAUGCAACCUGGUGGCAGGCCAAACACGAGGGGGAAGCCAAUCCCCGUGCCGGCCUUAUCCCGUCCAAACAGUUUCAGGAGAGGAGAUUUGCCCUGCGGCGACCUGUUGCGACGCUCCCGCCCCAGAAGACCUUGAGUCGACGAUCAUCUGGGUUCAGGAGAAGCUUCCGUCUGAGCAGGAAGGACAAGAAGACCAACAAGUCUAUGUACGAGUGUAAGAAGAGUGAAAUGUACGACAUGGCUGAUGUGCCCACUUACGAGGAGGUCACCCCUUACCGCAGGCAGAGUGGGGCUAAACACAGGCUGGUGGUUCUUGUAGGACCCACAGGAGUUGGCCUGAAUGAACUCAAGAGGAAACUGUUGAUCUCAGACCCCCAGCACUUUAGUGUGACCAUCCCACACACCAGUCGGGCCAAGAAGAACCAGGAGAGCGACGGCGUGGAGUACCACUUCAUCUCCAGACAUCUCUUUGAGACGGAUAUCCACAAUAACAAGUUCAUUGAGUAUGGCGAGUACAAAGGGAAUUACUACGGAACGAGUCUAGACUCGAUACGCUCCGUCCUCUCCAAGAACAAAGUGUGCUUAUUGGAUGUCCAGCCUCAUACCCUAAAGCACCUGCGGACAGCAGAGUUUAAACCCUUUAUAGUAUUGGUAAAGCCUCCUACGAUCGAGAGGUUGAGGGAGACCAGACGGAACGGCAAAAUCCUAUCUGGCAAGGACGACAAGGGUUCUGCCAAGCCAUUCACGGAGGAGGACUUUGAGGAGAUGGUGACUACUGCCCAGAUGCUGGAGACUCAACAUGGCCACCUGUUUGAGAAGGUCAUAGUCAACGAUGACCUCUCGGCAGCCUUCAGCGAGCUGCGGUUGGCACUAAAGAAAGUGGAGACGGAGACUCACUGGGUUCCAGUCAGCUGGACUCACUCCUGAGAUCCACACAGAGUGUACAGGGAGAAAAGGGAAGGGCUUUGACAAAAAUAUGCAGGUAUUUUAUCUUUUUUAUGUCUGCUGUGGCUCGUGUUGGGGGUUGGGAGGGGGGGAUAAAACAAGAAUGCGCCAGACUGCUGUGUCGCCAUACCUGAGCUGCACAGAGCUAAAAAUAAGCUUUUGCCUCGGAUCAGGGUUGGAUUUAGAGCUCAGCUGUGGUCUGGAUGUGAAUCUACAGGGCUGAGGGUUUGUCCAGAAUAUGGGCCUUGCACAUUGAUCUGGGUCUCAGUCUGGGCCACACAACUACGAGCCACGAGUUUGAGCUCCUUGGUCCAUAACCAGAAUGUGGAACGAGCCUAGACCAUCACAGCACCAGCAGUCCUGCCAGCACAUCAUCAGUCGCCAGGCCAACCAGGACUCCAUCUUUAGUGUGUUUAUAACAUUAGGCCAUUAGAAACCAAAGGGUUGACAUAUUUCUUCUUGGUGGUCAACUUACAUAUAUAUGUCUUUAAAAGAACACAACCUCUGAGCGGGCAAAAAGGGAGGGAAAAGAAAACCUAUUUGCCUACUGUCUUAACUAUAUUUCUGUGCUUCUAUAAUGCUUCCAUGACUGUUACUCCAAACAAAACAUUGUCAGGUACACUCUCAAAAAAGGGCAGUAAAUGUAAUUUUAUUUAAGAGAAAUUAAUAUAUUUUCUAAUAUCCUCCGGGGUUGUUUUUUUUGCAUACCUUUUAUAUACAUAUCUUGACUUUUAAAGCAACCUGAUCUCAACUGUAGCCAUCUCUCUUUUUUACAUCAGAGGCGUCUCUCUCUUUUUUUUUGUCAAGUGUUUUGAUUUUAUCACCCUAGUCUAGUUUUCCCCCUACAAAGUACAUAGAGAGACAUUUUAUUUAGGUAUUAUAUAAUCCAUUUAGGAGCAUUUUGAAAAGCCACCCUUCAUAUGAAGGUGCCCAGAAUAACAGCGUUGCCAUUUAAAGUCCCAGAACUGGACCCUUUUGGCUGUCUCCUAGAAGAAAAUGUUCACAAUUGUGUUUUAUUAGGGUGGAGUCUAUUUUUAUUCACAUAAAAAUGGCUUCAGCAAGGCAGCUAAUAGAGAGUCCACAGCACACUUCCCUGGUUUUACUCAGUAUUUAUUUUUUUUUAACUCCCAACUGGUUGUCAAAGCAGCUAGUCAUUAAUCCUGGCUGUAUUAUUAUCAUUAACAGUGUUACAGCCCUGGUAGCUCCGUGGUUCUUUGCUUCUAAUGUAGUGAAAACCUGAUGAUUUGACACUUUAAAGGAAUACUUUUCCCUCUUAUUUGCUUUCCUGCCAAUAGUAAGUUGAGAAGAUUGAUCCCACUGUCAUGUCUAUGUAUUAUUUGUGGAUGUAGAGCCAAGAGGCCAUUAGCAGCACUUCUAAAGUUGUGGUUUUAUGAUCUUGUUUCUGUUUGUGAACAAGAUAUUUGUUCAUUUAUAAGCGUUAAAGGUCCCAUGACAUGGUGCUCUUUGGAUGCUUUUAUAUAGACCUUAGUGGUCCCCUAAUACU
This is a messenger RNA of Perca flavescens (yellow perch), 3667 nucleotides long. It is a transcript of the gene mpp7a, whose product is annotated as MAGUK p55 scaffold protein 7a. Gene Ontology annotation, molecular function: protein binding. NCBI's taxonomy places the organism in Eukaryota, Metazoa, Chordata, Actinopteri, Perciformes, Percidae. The coding region runs from base 415 to 2145 and encodes 576 amino acids. The transcript is spliced from 17 exons. The record is from RefSeq and is a predicted model, not a curated record.